AUGGUAGGAGCAAUGAUGGCUGGAGCAAUCCCGGUCAGUAUAACGUUUACGUACACAGAUGGAAACGACCUUAUCGCAAUGAUGGAAAAGCUGGAGAAAUGUUCGCUGCUAGUUCUAGACCCUGGAUUAGAAAGCAGUAACUGGAAUAUUCUUCGGAGGCUCCUUGACGAAUAUAAAGCUGACGGUAAAAUUCGAAGUAAGAUCAUGCCUUACUUAAGACAUUUGUUAGGUGUUGCUUUCGAAAGAGAGCCCGAUGCUCAGAAUGUAAAGGACUUCAGAGACCUUCUAGACGAAUACCAUCCUGACAUAGAACUUCCCUACAUAGACCCUAACGAAAUUUACGGACUAUUUCAAACGUCAGGAAGUACAGGGGUACCAAAGCUCGUAGCGCACGUGUAUCUUAGCACAAUGAAAUUAUCACAUGCAUUCGGCAUGAUAGAGAACAAGUCCAUCAUUUUCAACGACCGACCUUUUAACUGGGGCGGAGGAUAUCCAUUUUCCGUUCUAACCGGUCAAACAAGGGUGACAUUGUCCGAGUUUUGUGAUCCGCCAAAAGAUAGGAUUUCAUUUAUGAUUGAAGUUAUAGAAAAAGAAAGAUGUUCCAUGGUAUUUGCUCUACCACCUUUGAUGCACGAGCUAAUAAAAAGAAAGCCACAUCUACAGAAUUUAGGACAGAUGGCGAAAAGUCCAGCUUUCGUUGUUGCAGGGGGACCCAAGGUGCCUCUCAAGGCACUGCUGCAUGCAUGUACGGGCGUCUCGGAAGAACCACCGACUUUCCGUAAGCCAGCUGGACCCAAUUGA
This is a messenger RNA of Mercenaria mercenaria, 801 nucleotides long. RefSeq lists its product as uncharacterized. The record is from RefSeq and is a predicted model, not a curated record. Bases 1 to 801 code for a protein of 266 amino acids. The transcript is spliced from 3 exons. Lineage: Eukaryota; Metazoa; Mollusca; Bivalvia; Venerida; Veneridae.